Aspergillus sclerotioniger CBS 115572 is the source of this 348-nucleotide messenger RNA. RefSeq lists its product as uncharacterized. Gene Ontology annotation, molecular function: amino acid transmembrane transporter activity. The record is from RefSeq and is a predicted model, not a curated record. Gene Ontology annotation, cellular component: membrane. The transcript has 3 exons. The coding region runs from base 1 to 270 and encodes 89 amino acids. Gene Ontology annotation, biological process: amino acid transmembrane transport. NCBI's taxonomy places the organism in Eukaryota, Fungi, Ascomycota, Eurotiomycetes, Eurotiales, Aspergillaceae.
AUGGCCCUUCAAAACCUAUUACCCUCAUUCCUAGCCAAGGUCGACGAAAAGGGUCGCCCACGAUGGGCCCUCACCAUCACCGCCAUCACAGCCACAGUCCUGACAUACAUGAGCUUAAGCGCCAAUGGCCUCAAAGUCCUCAACUGGCUCAUCGCCAUCACCAGGGCCUCCAUCUUCACCAACUGGGCCAUCAUCACCAUCACCCCUAGGCGAUUCCACUUCGCCAUCAAAGCCCAAAACAGCACCGUGCUCUCCCGCCCCUACGGAUAGGAAUCAUUCCACUGGCCCCUUGCCCCAGUAAUUUCCCUCAUCUAUCUAGGCAUAGCUCCGUAUGGAACCAAUUUCUCC